Messenger RNA from Diaporthe citri, 1011 nucleotides. RefSeq lists its product as uncharacterized. Gene Ontology annotation, molecular function: heme binding; oxidoreductase activity, acting on paired donors, with incorporation or reduction of molecular oxygen; iron ion binding. The transcript is spliced from 3 exons. The record is from RefSeq and is a predicted model, not a curated record. Bases 1 to 1011 code for a protein of 336 amino acids. Lineage: Eukaryota; Fungi; Ascomycota; Sordariomycetes; Diaporthales; Diaporthaceae.
AUGGCACGAAAAUUUACGGAUCUCGCAUUCGACUUGAUGACUGCCGUGACAUUUGACAUGGACUAUGACACCAUCCAGGAGGAGCGGUUUCGUUAUGUGGUGGAAUCCAUUGAGACCUCGAAUGUUCGCCUCGGUGUCCUCAUCCAAGAUUCGGGACUGAGCUUCCGAGGACUUGACAAGUUGCUCUUCCCAGAUUCAGCAAAGGCCGCUGCCAGAUUUGUCAAGUUCCUACGCAGACUCCUCCAUGAGCGCAUCCAACGUGAGAAGACAGAUGGGAAGGAUAUUUUCUCAUUUCUUGAGCGCUGUAAGGACCCCGAUACAGGCAACGGGUUGAGUUCAAGGGAGAUCAGCUCAGAGACUGCGACCUUCAUUGUAGCCGGCUCUGAUACCACUUCGACCACUCUCGCAUCGGUGGCAUAUUACUUGGCGGGAUCGCCCAGGUGUUACAUUCGGGCGGCCGAAGAAGUCCGCACAAAAUUCACAUCAGUCGACGAGAUCCACUUUGGCCCCAAGCUCAACUCGUGCGUCUUCCUCCGGGCCUGUCUCGACGAGGCGAUGCGGAUCACACCACCAGGUGGCGCCUCGCUCUGGCGCGAGGUCGAGAAAACGGGCGCCGUGUUCGACGGCGCCUUUGUGCCCGCGGGCUACGAGGUUGGCUGCAGCAUCUACGCCAUGCACCGCAGCCCCAAGAACUGGGAAGACGCGGACAAGUUCCUGCCCGAGCGGUGGCUCGAGAAGAAGAACGGAAACAAAGAGGACGGCGCAGCAGCAGCGCGCCAGCCCUACUUCCCAUUCAAUAUCGGCCCUCGCAGCUGUGUGGGCAAGCCACUUGCCCUUGCCGAGGUGAUGCUGACGUUUGCUCGUCUGCUCUGGGAGUUUGACUUCCGCACGGAUGGUGCAGACGAGAUGUGGACGGCAGCGCACGAUACAGAGCCCGUCGAAUAUAUGCUUAAAGAUCAUGUCACUGGACAGAAAGUGGGUCCUAUGCUGCGGUUUUGCCCUCGGGUCUGA